Molecule: messenger RNA, 1155 nt
Organism: Sparassis crispa
Lineage: Eukaryota; Fungi; Basidiomycota; Agaricomycetes; Polyporales; Sparassidaceae
Exons: 4
Coding region: 1-1155 (384 amino acids)
Biological process (GO): carbohydrate metabolic process
Source: RefSeq, a predicted model, not a curated record
AUGCGCGUACUCGCCCACGCCGUCCCGUUCUUCGCCGCCGCGUGCGCUGCCGCCCAGAGCCUCACCGGCGCCCAGCUCGAUGCCGUUAUCGCCGUCCUCGAGACAAAAGCCCAGCAGACCUGGGAGCUCGGCACCGAAUGCGAAGCCCUCACCGAAUACUACGCGCCCUCCUACUCCAUAUUCUCCGCCGCCUCCAUCCCGCCCGCCUCCCCACCCCCCUCCGCGCUCUCGCCCGUGUUCAGCAUCGCAAACUCCGUCGUCGCCAGCCGCGGGACCACGCCGGGCCCGCAGCCGCUCGUGUACGUCCAGGGCGGCGCCGCGGGCGACCCCGCGAGCCUCGGCGUCGCCGUCCUCCUCGCGAACCUCACCGGCCGUGGCGCGCUGGACGGCCUCGACUACGCCGGCGCCGCGCUGGACCAGCUGGCGUAUCUGCUCGGGAGCGUCCCGCGCACGCCGGACGGCGCGAUCUCGCACCGCGUGGAGCAGGUGCAGCUGUGGUCCGACUCGGUGUACAUGGUCCCGCCGUUCCUCGCGUACUACGGCGCGACGGCGCGGAACGCGACCCUGCUCAUCGAGGCGUACACCCAGAUCAAGCUCUACCGGCAGUACCUCUUCGACCCCGCCGCGAGCCUCUGGCGGCACAUCGUCCUCGGGUCCGGCACCGACGCCGGGCACUGGUCCACAGGGAACGCAUGGGCCGCGGCGGGGAUCGUGCGCGUGCUGGGCACGAUCCAGCACUCGCCGUUCGCGGGCGCGCUGCAGGCCGAAGCGGCGGACCUCGCGGCGUGGGCGCGCGAGAUCCACGCGGGGAUGUACGCGCGCCAGCGCGCGAGCGGGCUCUUUGGGAACUACGCGGACGACCCCGGUGCGUUCGAGGACGCGGCGGGCGCGGCGCUGCUCGCGAGCACGGUGUACCGCCUCGCGGUGCUCAGCGGUGCGGGCGCGGCGGAGGUGGCGGGUGCGGAGCGCGCGCGGGGGGCGCUGGCUGCUGCUGCGCAUUUCACGGGUGGGGGGGCGCUGACGCCGGUGGUGGACCCGUAUGAUUGGGCGCGGGCGGCGGAUGCGGGGCAGGUCUCGCCGGAGGGGCAGGCGUUUGUGGUGGAGAUGCAGGCGGCGUGGCGCGAUUGGGUGGGCGCGGGCUCGCCGGGGGCGUGA